Molecule: messenger RNA, 2106 nt
Organism: Megalops cyprinoides (Indo-Pacific tarpon)
Lineage: Eukaryota; Metazoa; Chordata; Actinopteri; Elopiformes; Megalopidae
Gene: prmt3
Product: protein arginine methyltransferase 3
Exons: 16
Coding region: 37-1617 (526 amino acids)
Biological process (GO): peptidyl-arginine methylation
Cellular component (GO): nucleus
Molecular function (GO): protein-arginine N-methyltransferase activity
Source: RefSeq, a predicted model, not a curated record
CCCGGAAGCAGCUUCUUCAAUGAACUCGAGGAAAACAUGGCGCAGUACAUAGAGAACGCCGGUGCUGCUGAUGAAGUCCCCGACCUGUCAGACGAUGAAGACGACGACCAGUGGCAUUCGAUGGAGGAGAGUUCAGACAGCAACCUGAAAAUUACCUGCUUAUUCUGUGACAGGGUUUCGAAUUCUGUCAAUGACACGCUCUCACACUGCCAGUCUGACCAUCAGCUGAACGUCGCGAGUUUGGUGAGGAGAUGCAGAUUGGAUGACUAUGGGUAUAUAAAGCUUAUUAACUACAUUCGAUCGGUGAAAUGCAGCGCAGAAAGUUUGUUGGUGGUCACAGAAGGUCCUCUUCCAUGGGAGAGUGAUACUUACAUGCGGCCAACUCUUGAGGAUGAUCCUUUGCUUCAGAUUGACCUAGAGGAGCUCUGUGGGGCAGAGGUGGAGGGGGAUGUGGAGGUGGCUGAGCCCUCAAGCUCCCACUUCCAUAGUGCCCUGCUGCAGAGGGCUGAAUGGGCUGAACAGAGAGCCUUGCAGACAGAAGAAGCCCUAGCCAGAGCCAUGGAGGACCUGCACAGGCUCAAACAGUUAGCUCAGAACCUGGUGAUGAACGUGGAUGUCAGCAGGGGCGCCUCCGCUGCUGGGGCCAUCGCAGAGCUACGGGAGGAUGAGGACGAGGCCUACUUCAGCUCCUACGGCCACUACAGCAUCCACGAGGAGAUGCUGAAGGACAAGGUACGAACCGAGAGCUACAAGGACUUCAUGUACCUCAAUCCAGAUGUCUUCAAGGACAAGGUGGUGCUGGAUGUGGGCUGCGGCACAGGGAUCCUCUCCAUGUUUGCGGCCAGGUCGGGGGCCAGGAAGGUCAUUGGAGUGGACCAGUCGGAAAUCAUCUAUCAGGCCAUGGACAUUGUUAGGUCAAACAACUUUCAAGAGACAAUUACCUUAAUCAAAGGAAGGAUUGAGGAGGUAGACCUACCUGUGGAAAAAGUGGAUAUUAUUAUUUCUGAAUGGAUGGGCUACUUCCUCCUAUUUGAGUCCAUGCUGGACUCAGUGCUGUAUGCAAGGGACAGAUACCUGGCAGAAGGAGGAUCAGUAUACCCUGACCAGUGCACCAUCAGCCUGGCAGCUGUGGGUGACAGACAGAAGCACCAGGACCGCAUUGCAUUCUGGGAUGAUGUCUAUGGAUUCAAGAUGAGCUGCAUGAAGAAGGCAGUGGUGCCGGAGGCUGUGGUGGAGGUGUUGAAGCCUGAGACGCUGAUCUCUGAGCCAGCCGUCAUCCAGACUAUCGAUUGCAAUGCAGUGUGCAUCUCAGAGCUUGAGUUUGCAGCAGACUUCUGCCUAAAGAUUACUGACAGCACCCUGUGCACAGCUAUUGUGGGGUACUUUGACAUAUUCUUCCACAAGAACUGCAAGAACAAGGUCAUGUUCUCCACUGGACCACAGUGCACAAAAACCCACUGGAAACAGACCGUCUUCCUCCUCGAAAACCCCAUUCCAGUGCAGUCAGGGGAGGACUUGCAGGGGAAGAUAACUGUACGCAAGAACAGAAAGGACCCCAGGGCCUUGCUCCUCACCCUCAGCAUCAGAGACAUGAAGCAAACAUACAGUCUCCAGUAAAGCCAUUCCUCAGUCCAAACAUCUGUUUUCUAUGCUGAACUUGCCUUUUUAUGCUGAAGCCCUAAGAGUGUCUAGUUUAACAGUUAUCCAUCUGGAUAAAAGUAAAUGGAAUGAACAGCAUGGCUAAGGUUGCUGCUUCAUACCAUUUAGACUAUGAACACCUCCCACGCGUUCCUGUUUUCGGGGGAUUCAUUCAACAGUAACAUGUAUGGAUGGAAAACCACAGUUUAUGCAUCAUAUUACACCAUUGGGUCAGAAAAUGGUGCAACAUUACUAACUGAAAUCGAUGGCACACAAGCUGUAAUACUCUCUUCCUGUGGUAAUGAUGCUCCCGGAAAUAAAUGAACCCUGAACAAUUGGAGUCAUAUAUGUAUUUUUUAAGAAUACCAUUUCUUUGCUCAAACAUGUGAUAUGUAUCGAACAGUGCUAUACCUCUGGGUUACAGUGUAUGGAUCUUGUUGUUCCCAUCCCCUCAUUAUGAAUGCAGAU